Molecule: messenger RNA, 180 nt
Organism: Anisakis simplex (herring worm)
Lineage: Eukaryota; Metazoa; Nematoda; Chromadorea; Rhabditida; Anisakidae
Source: the annotation of a GenBank genome assembly
AUGGAUUGUGUGAAGAUAUUGGCAGAAUUGAGUGAUGGCAAGCUAUUGCAAGAACGAAGCACACUGAAAGAAUGGACUGCCGAAAUUGCAUUGGGAAGCCCAGAUUUAACAUUUGCCUAUAAUCAAAUAGCCGCCUAUCUGGAGUCGAAACCGCCGUGUAAAUUUGCUGUAUCACCGUGA